Messenger RNA from Coregonus clupeaformis (lake whitefish), 3025 nucleotides. Its product is annotated as ribosomal protein S6 kinase alpha-3. NCBI's taxonomy places the organism in Eukaryota, Metazoa, Chordata, Actinopteri, Salmoniformes, Salmonidae. The coding region runs from base 299 to 2662 and encodes 787 amino acids. Gene Ontology annotation, biological process: intracellular signal transduction; protein phosphorylation. Gene Ontology annotation, molecular function: magnesium ion binding; ATP binding; ribosomal protein S6 kinase activity. The transcript has 21 exons. The record is from RefSeq and is a predicted model, not a curated record.
GUGUGGGGACAAUUAGUGCGGUUGUGCUCAUGGGGAAGGUGAUAGGCCUGGCACAACAGCUGCCUGUAAUCCCAGCUACGCUCUCAUAUCCUGAGACACGCUUGUGUGUGUGUGUGUGUGUGUGUGUGUGUGCAUUCUUCACAGUACGUGUGUGUGUGGAUCUCCAGAUCACAUGAUGGAAACUAAGGGUAGGAGGUUAAGGAGGGGUUUAGGGGGGAUCCCAGUUUGGAUCUCUGGUGUUCCCCCUGACUGAGUCACAAACACACACACACACACCUCCCCUCACACACACUCCAACAUGCUCUUAAACUUUCACUCACUCUACCUCUCUCACACACACAUGUGUAGCUAUCCAGAGGACAGUGUGUGGUUAGGUAUGACUGAGGCCAAAGCAGUGUGUGUGUCUCUGGGUGUUUUAACUAGAGGGCUGAGGAGCAGACUCAAGGCUCUAGGAUGUCUACUGAUCCAAAACUUUACCGGAGACCUUACCAGGAGCUGCACCGGAAAUUCUACCAGGAAGGAGCGGGACCGGGGCCUGUUUACUAGGGCAGGAUGGGGCUGUUCCGACCCCCAGGGGGCUGAGGAUGAGAGUGUCAAUGAGAUCAACAUCACCAACCUUACGAAGGAGGGGUCAGAGAAGGGUGACCCUCGACAGUUCGAGCUCCGCAAGGUCCUAGGACAAGGCUCCUUUGGAAAGGUGUUCCUGGUCAAGAAGACUACAGGUCCAGAUGCAGAACAGCUCUACGCCAUGAAGGUUCUGAAGAAAGCCACACUGAAAGUGCGUGACAGGGUGAGGACUAAGAUGGAGAGAGACAUUCUGGUGGAGGUCAACCAUCCCUUCAUUGUUAAACUGCACUAUGCAUUCCAAACAGAAGGGAAACUCUACCUCAUCCUGGACUUCCUACGAGGAGGAGACCUCUUCACACGACUGUCUAAAGAGGUGAUGUUCACAGAGGAGGAUGUGAAGUUCUACCUGGCAGAGUUGGCUCUGGCCCUGGACCACCUCCACAGCCUGGGCAUCAUCUACAGAGACCUCAAACCAGAGAACAUUCUGCUAGACGAGGAGGGACACAUUAAGCUGACGGACUUCGGCCUCAGUAAGGAGUCUAUAGACCAUGAGGAUAAGGCCUAUUCGUUCUGCGGGACGGUGGAGUACAUGGCUCCGGAGGUAGUCAACAGGAGAGGCCACACCACCAGCGCUGAUUGGUGGUCCUACGGCGUGCUCAUGUUUGAGAUGCUGACCGGAACGCUCCCAUUCCACGGGAAAGACCGCAAGGACACCAUGACCAUGAUCCUCAAGGCUAAGUUGGGGAUGCCACAGUUUUUGAGUUCCGAAGCCCAGAGUCUCCUAAGGAACCUUUUCAAACGCAACCCUACUAACAGGCUAGGGGCCGGCCCAGAUGGAGUGGAGGAGAUUAAAAGACAUCAAUUCUACUGCAACAUAGACUGGAACAAACUGUUCCUUAGAGAGCUCUGCCCUCCCUUCAAACCUGCUACGGGACGACCUGACCACACCUAUUUUGACCCAGAGUUCACCACUAAAACACCCAAAGAUUCCCCGGGUGUUCCGCCCAGUGCCAACGCCCACCAGCUGUUCCGAGGAUUCAGCUUUGUAGCCAUUACAUCAGAGGAAGAGACACAACCACUACAGACUACUGUAGUUCAGCAGCUACACAGAAAUGUGUCCCAGUUGUCUGAAGCGUAUGAAGUGAAGGAGGAUAUAGGAGUGGGAUCAUACUCCGUCUGCAAACGCUGCAUACACAAGAUCACUGGCAUGGAGUACGCGGUUAAGAUCAUCAGUAAGGCCAACAGAGACCCAACAGAGGAGGUGGAGAUACUACGGAGAUACGGACAACAUCCCAACAUCAUCACACUAAAGGACGUGUUUGAUGACGGUAGGACAGUGUAUCUGGUCACAGAGCUGAUGAAGGGAGGAGAGCUGCUGGAUAAGAUACUGAGACAGAAGUUCUUCUCAGAGAGAGAAGCUAGCGCUGUCCUAUACACCAUCACCAAGACUGUUGAAUACCUACACAUGCAGGGGGUGGUGCACAGGGACCUAAAGCCCAGUAAUAUCCUGUAUGUGGAUGAGAGUUGGAACGCUGAGUCCAUCAGGAUCUGUGACUUUGGUUUCGCCAAGCAGCUGAGAACUGAGACAGGCCUGCUGAUGACGCCAUGCUACACUGCUAACUUUGUAGCUCCAGAGGUGUUGAAGAAGCAGGGUUAUGAUGCUGCCUGUGACAUCUGGAGUCUAGGAGUCCUACUCUACACUAUGCUCACAGGGUUCACUCCGUUUGCCAACGGUCCAGAGGACACACCAGAGGAGAUCCUGGCUCGGAUCGGCAGCGGGAAGUUCUCUCUGACCGGAGGAUACUGGAACUCUGUCUCAGCAGAGGCCAAGGAGCUGGUGUCUAAGAUGUUACACGUGGACCCACACCAGCGUUUGACAGCCGGGCAGGUGUUGCGUCAUUCCUGGGUCACACACCGAUACAAGCUGCCCAAUUUCACACUGACCAGACAGGACGCUCCGCACCUGGUCAAGGGCGCCAUGGCAGCCACCUACUCUGCCCUCAACAAGAACGUUCCACCUGUCCUGGACCCCGUGGAAUGUUCCACUCUAGCCCAACGGAGGGGGGUGAAGAAACUCACCUCCACUGCCCUCUGAGCGUUAACGUUUCACCUCAGACUUAUAACCCUGCCGGAGCUCUGCUCAGACAGAUGGACAGACCUGGUCCCUCAGAUGACCUGGACAGAACUCUGAUGCACCUGGGAGCCCCCCUGACCCUGCUCAGUUAUUAACUAACCCAGUGAUCUUCACCCCUGGUGCUGGAGACCAGGGCUGGUGGUGACCACUCAAAUAUUGUAGCGUCUCUCCAGUCUUUGCUUUGGACAAUUAGCGUUGCCUCUAGACUCAAGAGACAGGUGUCAGGAACAUGAAUGUGCUGUAUUUAGAUGUCUGUACUUCUGGGAACAUUUGAGAGAUACCUGCAUUAUGCAUUUAAGACCCAUAUUAAAAUGUUGAUGAUGA